Molecule: messenger RNA, 5346 nt
Organism: Musca domestica (house fly)
Lineage: Eukaryota; Metazoa; Arthropoda; Insecta; Diptera; Muscidae
Exons: 3
Coding region: 1016-4852 (1278 amino acids)
Biological process (GO): proteolysis
Molecular function (GO): metallodipeptidase activity
Source: RefSeq, a predicted model, not a curated record
UAAAAAAAUGAUAUAAAAAAUAAAAUGAAGGAAAGAACUGAAAUGUAGGGAUAUAUGAUUGUUCUGAUUUGAUUUUGUGUGUGUAAGGAACAAUGAGCGUAUGAUUUAUGGCAAUACUUAUACGGCAAUUUUUGAUUUUUUUUUUUAAGAAUAAAUGAAACGGAUUUUGGAAAAUGUGAGAAAUAAGAAAAAAAUAUUUAAAAAAAAUAUAAAGAAAUAAAAUAAAAGAAAUCUGAAAAAAGGAAAAAUAUUGAUUGAUGGGUGGCGUAUGAUUUUUAUUAUCUGAUAUUGUGCGAAUGGAUAAAUGGGCGUAUGAUUUAUGAAAAUACUUAUACGUAAGCAUUUAAAAUUUAAAUGAAUUAUCCAUGUGAUUUUUAUUAAAGGACCAAAAGAAAAAAAAUUAAAAAAUAUAAAAAUAUCCGAAUAAUAAAAACAAAAUAUAAAAAUGGAACAUGAAUAAAAAAUUGAAAAAUUUAAAUGAAAAAAAAAAAAUAUAUAUAUAUAAAAAAUAAAAAACAGAAAGAAAAAAUAAAAAUUAUAAAAAAUAGAAAAAAAUAUUGAAACUCAAAAAACUAAAAAAAGUGAAGUGAAUGAAAAAUGUGGAAAAAAGACAUUUCGAAAAAUUGACAAACGAAACAUUUCAAAUAAAAUAAAAUUUGAAAACGACAAGAAAAUGGAAAAAUAUUAAAAAAAUAACAAAACGAAAGAAAGACGUUUCAAAAUAUUGAAUUGAAAAAAAAAAAAAAUUGAAAAAAUUCAAAAUUAAAAAAAAAAAUACUUCAAAUGAUUCACCCCCGCCCAUCCUUUGGAAACAUGUGAAAAUUCGAGAGAAGAAAAUCCACAAAGAAAAACCAAUUGCACAAUUUUCUUGGCAACUCCCUCAGAUGUUUAUCUAAGAGAAGAAACCCCCCGGACUGCCUGGGCCACAUAUCAAUCAAAUUGCUGCUGCCACAAACAACAACGACAACAAAUCAAUUGAUCGAAAAAAAUAUAAAAAAAAACUAAACUCGUGUACAUGACAUCCGCCGAGUGGGAUUUGCGUGCUCUCAAGGCACUGGAGCAGGAGCAGGAGAAACACAAGAAACAUCAACAACAACAACAGCCACAUCUAAAAAAGCAUACCUAUUUGGGUCUUUCGCAGCGAUCCCUCUAUGACCCCUCACCCUCCUCCUCGCUGCCCAUAACCCCGCCCAGCCUCAAGAAAUCUCUAGUCAAACAAUUGCCCACAGCGAAUACUCAACAUUUUAUUCACACCGCUCUAAAGGAACGUAGUGCAGUACCAGUCCCACCCCCUGCCACAAAUGCCAGUAACUCCUCUGCCUCCUCGGCCUCAGCCUCGAAUAGCUAUGUCCAGCUGCAGGCCCAACAGCUGCUGAAACUGCCCACCAUUAGUGAACAUCAUCAGCAGUAUUUGCUGGCCCAGAAGAAGUGGGGUGGUAGUAAGGAUUCCGCAGGGGGAAAAUUGAAAUUUUCCAAGGUUUUGUCCCUGUCGGCCCAGUCGCUGACAAAUCGUUUGGGUAGUAGGAAAUCGAAAAAUAAGUCAGGAAGUUCUCCAGGACAUUAUGUGGCCUCCUCGCCGCCCAUGUAUACCCCACCGCCCACAAGGCGUUGUAAUACCCUACAUCACACGCCCCAGGUGCGUAAGACUUUCAAGACUCUGCAGGAGUUGGAACGCCGGAAAUUGGAGGCACGGCCGGGAGAGUUACAGAUAACCAGGACCCUGCAUCGCAUUGCAGGCACCCACAAGACCUAUUGGAAGUAUGGCAUAAAUUCCACGGCCAAUUCCAUUGUGGGACAGCAUCAGCAGAAACAGCAGCAGCAACAGAAUUUACCACAACAGAGGGGGUCUCAACCGAAAAGGUGCCACAACUCGGAGCUGGAGUCCUAUACCUCAGAUGAAUUGGAUUCCGAGGAGAAUCAAAGUCCAGAACAGCCGGACAACAAGGACAUGGGCCUGGAGAGUAGAGGAGAACCCCAGCACAAGGAGAAGGGAGAGGAAGAUGGGGAGGGCUUGGCCUUUGAUUUUGAUGACAAUGCCACCGAGGUGGGCUCCUGCACGGUGCCAUUGGCCUCGGAUUCCAUUGAAAUGAUGAAUUUAAUGUUGUCAGCAGCCCAGACGGCUGUUAUCACCCAGCCCAGCAUUACAGCCAGCCAACCAACAGGGGAUCCCCCACAGCCACCACCGCCCGAUUUAACAGCCAUCAACAAUUCCAAAGACAACAGAAUCUCCACAGCAGCAACUGGUGGCGGUGGUGGUGUUCAAAUUCCCAAGUAUUUCACUUUGGGCCAUUCACAACAGCAACAACACCGACACCACUCCUUCAACCGUUUCAGUGACACCGAGGACUAUGUGGUGGCCUCUCCACCUCUGCCCGAUGAGUUUCUUGCCGGUGGCAGCUUUUUACCUCUCCAUCCUCAUUCCCAAAAUGAAGAAACUGUUGCUUUCAAAGCUUUACAACAACUCGCCAGACGCAAAAGCUUUUCGGGAGAGAAAAUGAGAGCCCAUUCGUUACAGCGCAAUGUUAGCCUCAAUUACAGUUAUGGCGAUGAUGAUGAUGAUGAUGGGGAAGCUCUGCAGCAGCCAGAGGACUCAACAGAGAAUGGUAAUGACAGUGACCAGAAUUCGGAGGAACAGAAUCAUGGCAAUGAUGGGCAGGGGGAUGAUGACGAUGUUAAUAACAGCUCUGUUCUCAACAUAACCUCCACUCUUAUGAGGGCCAACAGCACACGCCGGCAAUCUCGUAGCUAUGUCAACAACAGAUCUCUGUUGAAAGCCUCCUCCCUGGAUGUGCCACCCUCGGCCUUGGUCUAUACCACAGAUUUUAAUGUUCCCAACUCGACAACGAUUAUCACCAAUCCCCUGAUGAAUGCCACCGCCCAGCAUCACCAUACUCAUCAUGGCCAUCAUCCGGCAACCCUCAACCUGCUGAAAUCCUCCUCCUCCGGCAAGCCGCUGAAAACUUCAGCCCAAAUCAAACAGAAACUACUGGCCGUGGGUUCGAACAACAAAUCGCCUUUCAACGAUUUAAACUCGGUACGUCUUCGCCCACCGGGCGGCCAUAAUCUACAACAAUUGUCACCGGCCAGUAUGGUUCACUCUCCCCCUUCAGAUGGCGGUGGCGGCGAUGAGGCACUGCAUCACUUUGCCCCCCAACAUCUCCACUUGAAUUUCCAUCAUGCCUCCACCCUGUCGCCGGAUAUCUAUGACAAUGCCUGCACGAACGGUGAACUCUGUUCGGCAGCCAUGUCAUCGCUCAUCAUCGACGAUGAACUGGAGCAGCACAUCAAGCAGUGUUCGUGUUCCUGCAAUCACAUGGGCUAUGGGAAUUCGAUGGAUUAUCAGACCACCGGUUUCGGCGGUUUACCAGAUGUCACCGAGCACUCCAACAUACGACGCAAUAUCUCCCGCCAAAAUUCCACCUCCAACAGUGACUCCGGUGGCGAAAUCGCCAGCAUACAAAAGUCAAAGGUAAACUUCAACGACACCAAAUCCCCCUCCGAUGUGGGCGACCCGCUGGCCGGCGAUGUGACCACCGCAGCCGCCAAGGCAGCCAAACGCAAAUCGAAAGCCUCCCAACAGCAUGGCCACGGCAUGGUCGGUGGUGGCCAACACAAGUUGACCGGCCGCAAUUCCUGCGUCAUUGGUCUGACGUUGGUGGUGGCCCUGUCGCUGUUGGCCGUGGCGGCCACACUGCUGUAUCAGCAUUUCGUCAUGGCGCCCAGCCGCAACUCACACACACAAAGACUGAAGAUUGUCAAGCGGAUAUUGCGGGAUGUGCCGCUGGUGGAUGGGCACAACAACUUUGCGUGGAACGUGCGUAAAUAUGCCCACAGCAGUCUGGAGCUGGUGCAUGUCAGCAAUGACAUAAAUCAUAAAUCGAUGUGGGUGCGACCGGCGUGGGCCCAAACGGAUAUGGAGCGGCUGAAGAUGGGUCAAGUGGGUGUGCAAGUGUGGUCAGCCUAUGUGCCAUGCGAAGCCCAGGGCUUGGAUGCUGUCCAAUUGGCACUGGAACAAAUCGACAUAAUCAGGCGCCUGACAGACAUGUAUCACCAGGACACGGUGUUGGUGCAGUCGUCGAAGGACAUUCAAAUGGCCCAGAGGCAGGGCUUAAUCUCCUCACUGAUUGGCAUUGAGGGUGGUCAUGCAAUUGGCUCUUCGCUGGGGGUUUUGAGAUCCUUUUACUCCUUGGGCGCCCGCUACUUGAGUUUAACCCAUAAAUGUGACGUGUCCUGGGCCGGCUCGAGUUCGACGGCCAUUGAUGCAGGGCUGUCGCAGUUUGGCAAGGCCAUUAUACGGGAAAUGAAUCGUCUGGGCAUGAUGAUCGAUUUGUCCUAUAGCUCAGAUAAUACCGCCAGGGAUGUGCUGUCCGCCACCAGGGCUCCGGUGAUUUUCUCCCAUUCGGGCGCCAGACAAUUGUGCAACUCCACGAGGAAUGUUCCGGAUGAUAUUCUACGCCUGGUGGCUGAAAAUGGAGGACUGGUAAUGGUGAGUUUUGAUUCUGAGGAUGUGGCCUGUGGCCGCCAGUCCCGUCUCAAGGAUGUGGUGGACCACAUCAAGUAUAUCAGGACCAUUGCUGGCAUACAACACAUUGGCCUGGGCGCAGGAUAUGAUGGCAUUGAACUGCCACCCAUUGGCCUGGAAGAUGUCUCCAAAUAUCCCGAUUUGUUGGCCACACUCCUGGAGGAUCCCAACUGGAGUGAGGAGGACAUUGCCAUGUUGGCGGGUAAGAAUUUCCUACGCAUCAUGGAGACGGUGGAGAAUGUGCGCGACUAUUGGAAACGGGCAGCCAUACAACCCAUUGAACAGACUGAACCCCAGCCCAAGAGUCAGUGUGCCUAUAUGGCAUCGUGACCCCAGGCCCAGGCAGUGGUGCGUAAGACCCGUUAUGCCGAUUUCUGGCAUUACGAAGCGCAGCAAGAAAAUGAGACCCAGGUCGAGGGACAUCAACAAAACAGCCCAAAAUCAGCGGCUGUUUCUCUCAAGGCCCUGCCAUGGAUGGUGAGCAGGGAGCCUGGUAUGGAAGCAACGGAAACAAAUAAUCAAACCCAAAAAUCAACAAUGACUCGAAGUGAAGUUGGUCAACAAUUAGAGAUAUUGAAAUUUAAUUUCUAGAUAGCGAACGAAAGAAGAAGAAGAAGAAGCACAGAGUUGAAAGGUAUUUGGUAAUCGUAUAACCCUUUUGAUUACCCCCCACACAUGUAUUUAAUGCAUUACAUGGUAAUGCAUGAAGUAAGCGCAAGCAAAAUGUUUUAGUCUUAAGUCUUUGAUAUGAAAAAUGAGUAUUGAAAUUUGAAUACAAAUCAAAUAGAUGAGAGUAAAUCGUCUCUAAAGAGAAUGCUAAGAGU